Messenger RNA from Volvox carteri f. nagariensis, 1220 nucleotides. RefSeq names its product glutathione peroxidase (gene gpx2). The coding region runs from base 92 to 652 and encodes 186 amino acids. Gene Ontology annotation, molecular function: glutathione peroxidase activity. Gene Ontology annotation, biological process: response to oxidative stress. The record is from RefSeq and is a predicted model, not a curated record. NCBI's taxonomy places the organism in Eukaryota, Viridiplantae, Chlorophyta, Chlorophyceae, Chlamydomonadales, Volvocaceae. The transcript has 5 exons.
AUAGCCCAGCGUACAUAUAUAGUUUUAUAGUCCAGAGCUCAAUAUAUAAGAGACACUGUUUACAGCUUUAUUCUAUUUAGGGAUUGUGUAUAUGGUAACGCCUGCAUUGCUUAAGGUCCAGGCAUUCAAUUCGUUUCGCCCUUUUCACCUUUUACGCUUGUCAACAAUGGCUGCUCCGACCGAUUUCUACUCGUUGAAUGCCCUGACGAACAAGGGCGAGACUCUCGAUUUUUCCACCCUCAAGGGACAAGUCGUGCUGAUUGUCAACGUUGCGUCACAAUGUGGAUUCACAGGGCAGUACUCGGGACUGCAGCAGCUCUACGACUCGUACAAAGAUCGCGGUUUCACCAUUCUUGGCUUUCCAUGCAACCAAUUUGGCGGUCAGGAGCCGGGUUCAUCAGAGGAGAUCAUGACGUUCUGCUCCCGGAACUACGGCGUAAGCUUUCCAAUCAUGGCCAAGGUCAACGUCAAUGGCGACGACGCCUCGCCCGUCUACAAGUUUCUUAAGUCGCAAAAGAAGCAGCUUAUGAUGGAGAUGAUUAAGUGGAACUUCGAAAAGUUCCUCAUCAACAGGCAGGGCGAGGUGGUGGGUCGCUUCUCCAGCAUGGCCACUCCCGCCAGCAUUGAGUCGGAGAUUCAGAAGCUGCUGUGAGCGGCGGUUUCUGCGUACGGUGAACAGAGCAAAUGGAAGCCGUACAAUUGCCUGUCGCGUACGGCUUGCCUGGGACGAAGAGCAGGAUGUGGACAUAUCAUCACCUGAUCCAGGUGGCCGUCAUGGCGCUGCAAGCAGUGUAUCACGAGCCAUUGUUGCUGUUGUUUCAACUACUGUUGCUGCUGCUGCCCUACUUCCGGAUGUUUUUGCUGCUGGAGCAUUGGAUAAUGUUGGUGCCGCUGUACGGAAAGAUCUGUGGUGCUCUAAGAGCAGGAUUUUCGCACUGGAAGAGCAGCGCAGUGGUUCGUUGGCAUUGCGCGACGUGCCAGUCUGUUGACUGAGUCCGUGAUAUUGACCAUGCCGUUGCAUUGUUGUUUUAAGUAUCGAGAAGUUCAAGCUUAUUGCAAAAUAGGUUGCUUGAUUACAGGUUUUGCCACAGAGAACAGCCCGACGCUUUUGGAAAAGUGCCAGCGCAGACUCGUUCUCUGGUGUGCACGCAAGGCGAGAUUUAAAAUUGCCAAACUGCUUGUUCAAGCCUGCCUUGCUCGGAUGUUUUCUUCAUUUGCUU